Durusdinium trenchii is the source of this 2346-nucleotide messenger RNA. NCBI's taxonomy places the organism in Eukaryota, Dinophyceae, Suessiales, Symbiodiniaceae. The record is from the annotation of a GenBank genome assembly.
AUGGAUUUGAUUGAAGUUGAAGAUUUAGAGGACGAUGAAGUACUGCCUGAGAUUGAUCCGUUGCAUUUGGAAGAUUUUGAUUUUUCCUUUCAGCAAGACAUUGAGCAUUUGAACUCGAUUGCUUCAGGUUUAGCUGGCAACAUGUCUCAGGACCUGGCACGCCAUCAAUCGCCGGAUUCAGGUUUUGAUGCCGACCUGCUGGAUGAGGCUCAUGACGAUGGAGUCGAGUUCAUCGAUCAACCUGCUCAGGAGAGUUGUGAUCCCAAUACAGGUACGAAUGCAUGCAUUGUUGACAAAACAGAUUGGGCACUCACUGUGAAUCAUGCCUUUGAACGUCACAGAGCUUUGGACCCUGCCAUGAAGCUUCCGUGGGAACAACCUUCAAUGCAGGGAAUCUUUCACAACAGUCUGGGCCUCAACUUACCACAAGUUCAUGGUAUAGCCUUGGAGUUGCCUGCAACUAAGAAUGAAGAUAGAAAUCAAAUCUCGGUCAGCGGAGAAGUUGAAGCUUGUGCAGAUGCCGCUUUUCUGAGUGCAGUGAAGGACAUUCAGGACUUGGACUACUUUGAAAACAAACGAAUGCAAACAGAUUUGGCUUGUGCAAAGUGGCUUGAUAUCCUUUCCAUGAACUGGAGUGCAUCUGCCAUUGGCCAACAGGUUUGUGAAGAUCUCAGGAGCGAUCCCACUGGAGAGUUGGCGAACGAAACCCUCAAGGCUUGUUUUGGUACAAAGAGUUAUUCUACUUUGCUCAAGCGUGCAGGAAGUUUGAAACGUUUCAUUCUUUGGCACAGAGACCAUUACUUGGAGAGAGGUUUCAGUGUUGAUGCAAUACCGCUGCAUGAGCCAGACGUUUGGAACUACUUCAGGCACUUGAGAGACUCCAGAAUCCGUGAUGCACGUGGGUACACCGGACCUGCCACUUUUCUUGAGACUGUGAGGUUCACAAAGUUUACGAUUGCAUUGCGAGGUGCCGACGACAUCCUGGAAUCUAGGAGACUGCAAGGUUUUGCAGCCAUAGAAAAACGUGAGAAGGGGCCCACUCAUCAGGCCCCUCCUAUGGAGCUUGAACAUUUGAGGCGUCUUCAUUCGGUGUUGUUGGGUGCCGAUAGCAUUGUGGACAAGGUUGGGGCAGGUUGCAUGCUUUUGUGUACAUAUGCUCGAGCACGCUGGAGUGAUCUACGCUUCAUUCAUCAUGUUGAGAUUGAGAGCAAGAGGAAUGGAUGUUUGGUUUUGUACACAACUGAGCAUAAGACUUCUGCUGUCGGUGAAAAGAAAGAGCAAUACCUGCCCUUUGUUGUUCCUUGGGAUGGAGUGACAAACGAAAACUGGCUGCAGACUUUCCUGGAUCUUUACCAACAGGUUGGGCUAAAUAUUCACAAGGUACCGCUGGGUCCUCUUCUUCCUGCACCUAGAUCCGGUGGUGGAUUCUGCGCACGGCCCUUGACCACGUCCGAAGCUGCAGCCUGGUUACGAGGUCUUCUGAAGGGAACUUCAAACUGGGAAUCCUUUCGCUCCCAUUCCAUGAAGGCUACCCUAUUGGAUUGGUGUGCGAGAUCUGGAAUGGAUAAGGAAGUUCGGUCAGUGCUUGGGCAUCAUUGCAGUGCUGUAAGUGGUUCAGAAGUAGUGUAUGCUCGUCAUUUGCAAGCCAGGCCAAUUCGGAAAUUGAUGAUGCUACUUAGAUUGAUCAGGAUUGGCAUGGGCCUUGAGGAAAUCGCUGACAGGGGCAACAUUGCAGGUGUCACGCCGGCAGCAGGUACACCUGGACCUGGUUUUGGAAUUCAUGGUUGUGCAGCACGGACACCUGUGUUGCCAGUUGAGCGUGUUCAGGCAGAAGCCGACCCUGUUCAGGAUGCUGUAGAGGGUGUUCAGGACCACGAAGACCAACUUAGCAUCAAGGAAGAGAUGAACAAUGCUGCAGACGUUGCUACCUCAGCAAACAGCUUGAGCUUGUUUCCAGAAAGCAUUGUUCAACUUGGUUUGAUCGAGAUUGACAGUUCGUCCGGCAGUGACAGUGAGUCGAGCAGCACAAGCAGCGAUGAGCCGCUGGCUGAGACUUUUGAAACACGUCCUGCAUACACUGAAGCAGUACCUGAAGGGUUGACCUUUUAUAAGCAUGUAAAAAGCUUUCGUGUGCAUGCAGUCCGAAAUGAACAGCAAGUGACUGUAUGCAAAAUGAAGAUAACUGCGAAUUUUCAGGAAUUGGGCCGUACCUUGAACUUCAGGUAUCCAAAGUGUUUGAGGUGCUUCCCAAACGAUCCAGGGCGAGUGCGUAGUCGUGAGGACGCAGUUGAAGCCCUGGACAAAGCUUUAGAGAGAGUUCGGAAAGCCAGGAGAAGUGCAAGGUAA